Molecule: messenger RNA, 780 nt
Organism: Haliotis rufescens (red abalone)
Lineage: Eukaryota; Metazoa; Mollusca; Gastropoda; Lepetellida; Haliotidae
Product: protein chibby homolog 1-like
Exons: 5
Coding region: 121-504 (127 amino acids)
Source: RefSeq, a predicted model, not a curated record
GGUUAUCUCCCUUCACUCCUAGAUGGCGUUUUCUACUUCCGGAAAUUUUGACGCUAGAGUGUUGUUACUGUCAUCAACUUCGACUUUUAUGUGAAGCGCUCUCUGACUGAUAGCGUCAUCAUGCAGAUGCCACUAUUUGGAAAUAAAUUCUCCCCUAAGAAGACACCACCCAGACGGGCCCAGUCUUUGUCCAACCUUCACCUUGAUGCCACACAAUCAAGAGCUGAGUUUGGCCUUGACUAUGGUCCAAUCAAGGUCAAUCUGGGUGGUAGUGAGGUAGCCUUUGAGAAUGGUAUAUGGAUUCCUGAGAGCGGAGCUGGGGGAGCCAGUCACAAGGAAGUGAGUCGGCUCCGGAAGCACAACCAGCAGCUACAGGAGGAGAACAACCUCCUCAAGUUCAAGAUCGACAUUCUCCUGGACAUGCUUGCAGAAACUUCUGCUAUGUCUCACUUCCAUGAGAAUGAACUGAAACAGCUCCGGGAGAUGAAGUCCAAGAAAAGAUGAUGACAUUGAUGAAGCCAUUCGUCAUGACCCAUCACCUGAGUGGUGUUGAUACACACCUGCAGCUUCCAGCGUCCCUGACACUCGUCUGACUGUGAUACUAUUCCGUCCUCAUCCACACUGUCCUCAGUGGGCGUGGGUGCCUCUACAUACAGGGCACUAUUAGACAUUGUUACACUCAUAAUGAUCUUCAUUCUGUGUAUAUACAUAUUAUGUUUUAGAUGGUAUUUUUCAGCAAGCGAUACAUGUUAUUAUCAGAUGAAUAAAAAGUAUGAUAAA